Cricetulus griseus (Chinese hamster) is the source of this 5239-nucleotide messenger RNA. The record is from RefSeq and is a predicted model, not a curated record. NCBI's taxonomy places the organism in Eukaryota, Metazoa, Chordata, Mammalia, Rodentia, Cricetidae.
CUAUUCUUUAUAAAUGCUCAAUAAUUUAAGUAUGAGGGGCUGAGGUAUAGCUCCAUGGUAGAGCACUUGACUAGUGUGAAUGAGGCCCUAGGUUUGAGCUCCAGUACCAGGAAAAAAUUCACACUUGUGUCUGGUGGUCCCUGCUUAUUGAUUUAGUUGCUUGAGAGACGGAAAUAGGAGGAUCUCUUGUGCCCAGGUGUUCAAGACCAGUCUACUUAGCAACAUAGUGAGACCCUGUCAUCUAAAAAAUGAGAAAAAGAAAGGAAAGAAAAAGAGGAAAAGUUCCAUUUUAGAGCUAAUUUCUUUUAUCCACAUAUUUUAAUUAAGCACUCAAAGGGCAGUAAACACAUUCUUCAAAUGUAUUCACUGACACUCGAAGUUCCUCUCUGACUCUCUCAUCUAACCCCGAAUAACACCCUGUCUGUCAAGCACAUAACCUUGGCUGUCUUUGUAAGACAUGAGACAUUUGUACAUCUGAAAUGGAGCUAUAUGUUAAACAUUAAUUCAGCCAUGAUAGUGAACCACAUGAAACCAAAUAUCUAGCAGCAGGAAGAAGAAUGGUUAACUAGACAUUCAAGGGCAGACAGUCUCUUCCAUAAAAAGAAAAGAAAUGCAAUUAAAAGAUUGUCCAUUUCAACCCAUAUGUUCUCGUCUAUCUUAAAACAACAGCUCACGGCAUUAUUUAAAUUCUUAUCGUUUGUGUGUUUGUUGGGGAUGACUACAGACAGAACCUUGCCAUGUAGCCCUGGCUGAGCUGGUAUUUAUGAUGUAGCCCAGGCUAACCUCAAACUCACACAAUGCUCCCAUUUCAGUCUUUUGAGUGCUGGGAUUUCAGGGAUGUGCUACCACGCACGGUUGGCUUAUAACAUCAUUUUUUUAAAAAAGCAUUUCUUUCCUGCACAGAGGCCUUUCUAAAGUGAGAGCCGAGACUUAAGCCUUAUGCUGGUGAGGUAGCCUGUGUUUAGAUUCAGCAUGAACAGGCCUCUUUGCCACAAUGGAGGGCCUUUGAAUCUAUUGUGUGUGCAGUAGAGGAGCACCAACAUGAGUGGGGUGGUUCCCUGAUGGAGCCUUGUCUGGGUAGCUUGUGUAGCCUGCAGGCUGCGUGUGCUCCAGGAAGCUGAGAACGGUUUUACCGUUUUACCCCCGACUAGCCAGAUGGUGCCACUCACGCCUGCCACUCCCUAGCUAGCAUUCUUCUCUCCAAUGAAAACUGUUGAGAACGGAGUUAAUUCCUGAAGUGACAGCCUGUUUCUUAAAACACUGGUGGGGUGGAAGAGUUAGCACUCUCAAUGCUGUUUAAAGUGGAAAAUGGGAGACCCGGCAUCCUUGCUUAGGAAUGUAAAACAAACGUGUUCUUUCCACUGUGAUCCUAUCGCUGAUUGAUUGGUCCAGGCAAGUAGGUAAGGCUCCCAACACCUGGGGACACUGUUAGAGGGCCAUCUUUCAGCCUUGGCCUGGCCGUGACUCACUAAUAAAAGGAAAAGCACUCAGUUAGGUUGGCCUUAAACUAAGAAGUUUAAGAUAAUCAAGCCAUGUGUUCAUGUCAGUUUGGACUUCGAAAUGGUUCCUACUGAAAGAUUGAUGGUGUUGGUGAAUACCACUUAGCUCUUUCUAAAUCUUCAACCUAGAUAGGCGUGGCACUGAUACAGAUGUGUCACUGAGAUAGAUAGGUGUGCCAUACACUUUUGUUUUUUGUUUUUUGAGACAGGGUUUCUCUGUAGCUUUGGAAACUGUCUCAGAACUUGCCCUGUAGACCAGGCUGGUCUCAAACUCACAGAGCUCUGCCUAGCUCUGCGUCCUGAGUGCUGGGAUUAAAGGCAUGCACCACCACUGCCCCGCAUCACACACAUUGUCUAAGGAAGAAUUGUUUGAGUACAUGCCAUGGGGACAGCAGGCUGGGCAGUAAUCAGAGUACUAUCUGUAACCUCACUAAUGGGGUUUCUUUUCUGUUAAACAAUGAUAUAACAGAAGAAAACCAAACAAAAUGCCCUCCUAAUUUCAGUAGCAGGGAUAGCUGCAGUUAAUGUUUGAUUUAUUUUAUUCUAUUGUCAAUUCUUAUUAGAAAGGGUCUCAUGACAUAGCUCAAGCAGGUUUCAAAUUAACAACAAUCAUCUUCUAAUGUGCUGGGAUUGCAAGCAUGGACUACAACACUCAGCUGAUGUUUGGUUUGCAUGCUUUUUUUCUUUUCUUUUUUUUAAAUAUACUGUUGGGGAUUGAACCUAGAACUUCACAAGUGCUGGUCAAGUGCUCUCCCAAUGAGCUACAACCCCCAGGGGUUGAUUUAAACCUCUUGAUCUUUAUCUAGAAGUAUACUCACUUGUCUUUCAGUAUCUGUAGGGGAUCCAGCAUUCCCUGUGGGUACCAGAAUCUUCAGAUGCUCAUCUCUUAUACAGGAGGGUGUAGCAUUUCCAUAUAACCUGUCCACAUCUAUCCCUACGGAGUGAGAGAUUUAUAGUGAGAGAUUUUCUGUAAUGAAAACUAAGAUGAAAAGUGAGUAAGAAAAACACAUCAACCUUGGCCUCCACAUGUGAAAGCAGGGGUGCUUGCCACCUGCACACACACACAUGCCUAUUCACAAAUGCACAAGCACAAGUGGGUGCAUACACACACACACACACACACGCACACGCACACGCACACACACACGAACACGCACACAUACACACACAGACUGGUUUGAAGCCAGCUGUGGCAGCACUGGACUGUAAUGCCAGCACUCAAGCUGAAGCAGGAGAAGAAUAAGUUUGGGGCAGGCUCAGCCUGGGCUACAUAUCAAGAGCCUACCUCUGAAACAAAACAAACUCAAAACAAAACAAUGAUAGAAAACAAGCAAACAAACAAGAACCCAAUUCAUUUCCCCCAAACCUUACAGAUUCUGGUAAGAUUGUUUUUGGUUUUGUUUUUUUUUUUUGUCCUAUCUUUAGACAGCAUUUCUCACUUUUGCCGCAGUCUUGGCCUAGCAAUUGAAUGAGGAGACAGGAUGACAACUGCUCAGCGCGAAGGUGUGAGCCAGCCCUUUCAUGAGUGCUUGGCUUUGGAACCCAGUACGUCCCCACUUGUGCAGUCUAAUUGAGUCAUUGUUGUGGAGAAGAGUUUGCUGUAGGCUCACCACUUUCCAGGCUUGCUGUGCAGUGUCUUGCUGCUGACAUUUGAGUUUAUCAUCUCCCAGCAUCACUGAACUAUGAAAACAUUGGCCAUCUGUUCUGUACAUGGCACACAUACAUAAGCUUCCCUUUCCUGCAUGCUCCAAGCUGUUCCCUUUAGAUGUUAUCCAUAGUUUUGGCCCGUGGAGGAAAGCCAUCAGCAUAGUGAAGUGAGAUUUUUUGAAUUCUUAUCAGGUUAAAAGCUCACCAGCCACCUGGUCAUUACCUGGAGGAGGGUGAGGGAGAGCCUUUUUACACUUGAAUAUCAUGGUUUUUCUACACAGUCCUGGAAUAACAGGAGCUCUUGAGUUUUCUUUUGAGUCAGGCUCUUCCAUGUGAGGUUGGAACUUUGGGCUGAGCCUAGCUGGAGAAAGCAAAGGAAAACCAGUGAAGACAUCCAUCCAGGAAUCAGGAGCUUUUCUGCCUCUGCACAUAUACGAAGAGAGUUACAGGAUGCAGAGCAAGCCCCUAGGGAUCUGUUUGAUCAUCGAUUGCAUUGGCAAUGACACAGAAUAUCUUCAAGAGACCUUCACUUCCCUGGGCUAUUGUGUCCAGACUGUCUUGUUUCCUAAUGCGGAGGAUAUACCCCAGACUCUUCGUCAAUAUGCCCACCUGCCCCAACAUCGAGACUACGACAGCUUCAUAUGUGUUUUAGUGAGCCGAGGAGACUCCCAAAGCAUGAUGGUCGUGGAUCAGGCUCGCGGGGGGUUCUCCUUGGAGUCUGUCAAGAAUAUGUUCAUGGGGGACAGGUGCCCUUCUCUCAUAGGGAAACCAAAGGUCUUCUUUAUUCAGAACUAUGAGGUGAUAGGUGGCCAGUCGGAAGACAGCAGCCUGGAGGUCGAUGGGCUAGCAAUAACAAACUGGGACUCUAAGGCCGUGCGUCCUGGCCCCAGCAUGACUCACCGGGAAGCCGACAUCUUCUGGAGCCUGUGCACAGCGGAUGUGUCCCAGCUGGAGCAGCCCUCCAGCUCAUCCUCUGUGUACCUGCAGAACCUCUCCCAGAAGCUUCGGCAAGAAAGGAAACGCCCACUCGUGGAUCUCCAUGUUGAGCUCAUGGACAAGGUUUAUGCCAGGAACAGCAGAGUUUCUCCUAAGGAGAAAUACUAUCUGAGCCUGCAGCAUACUCUGCGAAAGAAACUCAUCUUAUCUACAUGAAAACCCGAUGCCUUCCGGAUUCUUGGGAUGUAGACCAGGGUGGCUUGGAGCUGGCAAAUCUCCUGAUUGCUGACAGCACUUGAAGGUCACAACUGCUCUGGUUCUGGUGAAAGCCUUGCUGCCAUGGACCAUGCCACUCCAGCCAUCAUUCCUCCUCACUAUGAUGGCCAAGUGAACCUCUCCUCCUUAAGUUCCUGUGUCAGAUGUUUUGGCACAGUGUGGAAAAUGGUAAGAUGUAAUCACAUUGCUUCUUGGGUUUAUCUACCAAGAUGUACUAAGUUAUUAUAAGAGUUAUUUAUAGUCUAUGGUCAAGAUUUGAACUAUGACGCUUGAAUAUAACUUAAGGAGGAGAUUUGCCUGGGUUCAUCAUCUAAUUGGGUAAAUUGUUUCUGUGUUUUGAGUAUCUGCCAUAAUCAUACAUUAAAUUAUUAGCUUAUUAAGUUAUUAGAAGUAUCCAUUGCAUCACAAACUAGGGAUUUCUGGCAUUGUUGCUCUUGAACUUGCACAUUUGUUUUGGAUGUUGUUUUGGAUGUUUGUGACCCUAGCUUUACAUGUAUGUUAUUUUUUCAAAAACAAAUUUUGUUAUGUAUGUUUAAAAUUUACAACAUGAUGCUUUGGAGCACAUACAUGUUUCCACAGUGAAACAAAUUAGCCUAUCUCUAAUUUCAUAUAGUUAACUUUUUUUGUGGAGAGCACAGUAAGAUCAUUAAACAUGUUGGAACAAGUCUGGAAUCCUAGCUAAAAACCUGUCAUACUAGUACUAGGGUGGUUGAGGUCAGAGGAUCACAAGGUCUGAUCCCAGUCGGGCUAUGUAGUAGUAGCUAUGUGAUGAGAUUGUGUGUGUGUGUGUGUGUGUGUGUGUGUGUGUGUGUGAGAGAGAGAGAGAGAGAGAGAGACAGAGACAGAGACAGAGACAGAGACAGAGACAGAGGCAGAGAGAC